AGAGAGAUAGACGCUUCCUUUUACCUCCAGCUCAAAGACACCUCUCCCUGUCUUCUUCCUUUUCUCCUUCUGUCCUCUUCGUCAGGAACCGUACCCAGAACCGGAUCUGAACCUCUGUCCCACCUCCAGCUGCAGGAUGGAACGGAAACGAAUAAAGAUCGCGUGUGUGGGUUUGGGAAUUCUGGGCCUCAUUGCUGCCAUCAUCACCUGCGCCCUCCCCAGCUGGAAGGUUACCUCCUACACCGGACACUACAUUGUCAUGGCAUGGGUGCAUGAAGGUCUGUGGAUGGGGUGUGUGUACCAGAGCACGGGCCGGUAUCAGUGCAAAACCUAUGAUUCACGGCUACGCCUGGCCUCGGACAUCCAGGCGGCUCGUGCCAUGACCAUUGUGUGCUGCAUAGUGACGGUGAUCUCCCUGCUGCUCGUCACGUGCAUCAAAAACGAAGACACCAAGCCAAAGAUCUUCCUGGCGGCUGGCGUGGGCAUGCUCAUAGCCGGCAUGCUGCUCAUCAUCCCUGUCAGCUGGACAGCCAACAACGUCAUGAGAGACUCCAAAAACCCGCUGGUAUCAAUCGACACACAGCUGGGUCCAUGCAUCUUCAUCGGCUGGGCUGGGGGAUUGUUCCUCCUGCUGGGCGGAGGACUACUGUGCUGCUUCAGCCGCCCGCGAUCUGGAGGCACCGGAGGCACCGCCAUGUACCACAGCAACACCGCCUUGGCUCCAGCUAUCUAGAUAAAUGACAUCUCAAAUAGAAAACAUUUCACCUAGAGGUUUGACGAUGCGUUGGUAUAAAAGGGGCGGGGCAUUUCAGAAUGGGGAUUCAACUAAAUGUAGUAAAUAUUCCAGUUAAGCAGGUUUAUCAAUUUAACACAGUUAUAAAAAUAUCUAAAAUAGUAAACACUGUUAAUAUUACUAUUAAUACUAAGCUAUCAAAAAUAUUCAUUUUGUUCAAAAUUCUAUUUUGUUCUACAUUAUUUUUACUUUUUAAAAAUUUACACAAGUUAAAAUUAAAGAAGCAGCAGCUAAAGUUAAUCUAUACCAAGAUAAUCCGAAACUGUCAUUUUUUAAUCUGUAAUUCACACAAGGUAAAUUUAACAUACUAAAUACACACCUGAGUUAAAUCAUUUAUAUAUGGGCAGGGUUGGUUUUUUAUAUAUUUAUUUUAUAGCUUUUAGCUUUUUGCUGAUGGUUAGGAACUGUAAGUCAGGAUUUAGUCAGAGAAGAGCUUUUUAGACCCAUGUGAGAUAUAUGAUGUAUGAUUAGCUGUGUAUAAUGUUGCUUGGUAACAAAAAAUUAAUUAAAAUGAACAUUCCUGAUGAA
Messenger RNA from Pangasianodon hypophthalmus (striped catfish), 1321 nucleotides. Its product is annotated as claudin-4. The transcript is spliced from 3 exons. Lineage: Eukaryota; Metazoa; Chordata; Actinopteri; Siluriformes; Pangasiidae. The coding region runs from base 137 to 733 and encodes 198 amino acids. Gene Ontology annotation, biological process: bicellular tight junction assembly; cell adhesion. Gene Ontology annotation, molecular function: structural molecule activity. Gene Ontology annotation, cellular component: plasma membrane; bicellular tight junction. The record is from RefSeq and is a predicted model, not a curated record.